This is a messenger RNA of Caenorhabditis briggsae, 231 nucleotides long. Bases 1 to 231 code for a protein of 76 amino acids. The transcript is spliced from 2 exons. The record is from RefSeq and is a predicted model, not a curated record. NCBI's taxonomy places the organism in Eukaryota, Metazoa, Nematoda, Chromadorea, Rhabditida, Rhabditidae.
AUGAUUCGAAUCAGAAUUCGAAGGGGCGGAGCAUAUGGACAUAUUAGGAAAUCUGUUGACUUCGAAUUUCUUGAAGCUCCGCCUGCUCUCCGAGGGGCACACAGAAGCUUUAUAGCCCCCCUCAUUCCCUCUACCAUACACAGAACGCUUCUGAGCUUCUUUGACGACACAGUUUGGCAUUUAAAAGAAUACAACAAAUUCAAACCAGAGUUUCUUUUUCCAAUCCCUUAA